AAGAGUCCAUCUUCUGCUCUGUAAAAGACCUUACAGCCCAGCAGCUGGCAUCAGGGCUGCCCAGGGGUGGGGGGGUCUGUGGCACUCCCCCAUCACUCACUGGGAUUCAAGACGGUAGGUGUCAGCUGUGUCCCAGUGUCCCUGAGUUCCUGCUGAGCACUGCCAUUUUAGCAAGGAUGUGGUAUAGUUUUUAAUUUUUAUCUUGCCUGGGAAUGGGAGUUUCUAACUUCCAUUGGGUCUUUCUUAAAAGUACAGCAAUUUGGCGGUUGGUGGGCAGUAACUGAGGCAAGAUGCUGCGGAAUCUGUUGGCUCUCCAUCAGAUUUCGCAGAGGACCAUAAACACUGCUUCACGCAGGGAUUUUGAAAAUAAAGUUCCAGAGAAGCAAAAGCUGUUUCAGGAGGAUAAUGGGAUUCCAGUUCACCUAAAGGGUGGGCUGGCUGAUGCCCUUCUAUAUAGAGUCACCAUGGUUCUUACAGUUGGUGGAACAGCAUAUGCCAUAUAUCAGCUGGCUAUGGCUUCAUUUCCUAAGAAGCAGGAUUGACUUCAGUCAUCCCAGUGAUCACGUGGUUCACCUUCAUUUAGCUCUGUAUGGACCAGUAA
This is a messenger RNA of Nycticebus coucang (slow loris), 601 nucleotides long. RefSeq names its product cytochrome c oxidase subunit 7A2, mitochondrial-like. Gene Ontology annotation, biological process: regulation of oxidative phosphorylation; mitochondrial electron transport, cytochrome c to oxygen; mitochondrial respirasome assembly. Bases 291 to 542 code for a protein of 83 amino acids. NCBI's taxonomy places the organism in Eukaryota, Metazoa, Chordata, Mammalia, Primates, Lorisidae. The record is from RefSeq and is a predicted model, not a curated record. The transcript has a single exon.